Messenger RNA from Ornithorhynchus anatinus (platypus), 2857 nucleotides. RefSeq names its product FLVCR heme transporter 1 (gene FLVCR1). Gene Ontology annotation, biological process: mitochondrial transport; heme export; transmembrane transport. Gene Ontology annotation, cellular component: mitochondrion; membrane. Gene Ontology annotation, molecular function: heme transmembrane transporter activity; heme binding. Lineage: Eukaryota; Metazoa; Chordata; Mammalia; Monotremata; Ornithorhynchidae. The record is from RefSeq and is a predicted model, not a curated record. The transcript is spliced from 10 exons. Bases 29 to 1576 code for a protein of 515 amino acids.
GAGCCGGUCCUCGGCGCCGGAGCGGCCCAUGGCGGGGGACGAGGACGACGCGGGGCGGGGGCGGCCCGGGCUCCCGGACGAGGGGGCGCGGGGGGACUGCCCGCCGGCCAACGGCCGCGCCCCGAGGAGCCCCGAGGAGGAGGAGGAGACGCGGGCGAGGCUGCUGGAGGAGGCCGGUCCUGCGGCCGGAGAGGAGGCCGGGCCCCGGACGGCGCUGUCGGGCCGGCGCUUCGCCGUGCUCCUCAUCUUCAGCCUCUACUCGCUGGUCAACGCCUUCCAGUGGAUCCAGUACAGCAUCAUCAGCAACGUCUUCGAGGACUUCUACCAAGUGCCCUCGCUCUACGUGGACGGGCUGUCCAUGGUCUACAUGCUGGCCUACGUGCCCCUCAUCCUCCCCGCCACCUGGCUGCUGGACGCCCGCGGCCUGCGCCUCACCGCCCUGCUGGGCUCCGGCCUCAACUGCCUGGGAGCCUGGCUCAAGUGCGGCAGCGUGAGGCGGGACCUCUUCUGGGUCACCAUGCUGGCCCAGUGCCUCUGCUCCGUCGCCCAGGUCUUCAUCCUCGGCCUGCCCUCCCGCAUCGCCGCCGUCUGGUUCGGGCCCGGGGAGGUUUCCACGGCCUGCGCCACGGCCGUGCUGGGCAACCAGCUUGGCACUGCAAUUGGCUUCUUGUUACCUCCAGUUUUAGUGCCCAACAACGCGGAUGCCAUUGAACAAAGGGGAGUCAAUAUCAGCAUCAUGUUCUUUGGAACAGCAGUAGUAGCCACACUUUUAUUCAUAUUAACAAUAUUUGUAUUCAAAGAAAAACCUCAAUAUCCUCCCAGUGAGGCACAAGCAGCUUUGGAGAAUACUCCCAUUGAAGAUUACUCCUAUAAGCAAUCAAUCGUAAAUUUAUUUAAAAAUAUUCCAUUUGUGCUGUUGCUGGUCACUUAUGGUAUAAUGACUGGGGCAUUUUACUCAGUCUCAACAUUAUUAAAUCAAAUGAUACUACAUUAUUUUGAGGGAGAAGAAGUGAAUGCUGGACGGAUUGGGCUGACCCUUGUUGUAGCAGGAAUGGUGGGUUCCAUUCUCUGUGGUCUGUGGCUGGAUUACACCAAAAUGUACAAGCAGACAACUCUAAUAGUUUAUAUAUUAUCCUUUAUUGGAAUGUUGAUAUUUACCUUCACCUUGGACUUGGGACACCUUGUCAUUGUGUUUAUUACCGGAGGAGUGCUUGGAUUCUUUAUGACUGGCUACCUCCCACUUGGCUUUGAAUUUGCUGUUGAAAUUACCUAUCCUGAAUCAGAGGGUACAUCAUCAGGUCUUCUUAAUGCUGCUGCACAGAUAUUUGGAAUCCUUUUUACUUUGGCUCAAGGAAAGCUCAUACAGGCGUACGGCCCCAGGGAAGGAAACCUUUUUCUCUGUGCGUGGAUGUUUCUAGGCAUCAUUUUAACAGGUUUAAUCAAAUCAGAUCUGAGAAGACACAAUAUAAAUAUAGGAAUUGCAAACUCAGAAGUUAAAGCUGUGCCAGUUGACAGCCCCACAGAAGAAGAACCAAAAGUUAUUGGGUUGGCCAAGCAGUCAGAAUCUGCAAUUUGAAGCCAGUGGAAAAAUUCUGAGAAGCAAACAUGCACAAAUUUCAUAAAACAAUAAGCAGGUUGGAAGCACAGGAAUUAUAUUUAUCUGUCUAUCUAUCUAUAUAUAUAUACAUACAUAUAUAUAUAUAUAUAUAUACAUACAUAUAUAUAUAUAUAUAUAUAUACACGAUAUAGUUUAUGAGCAAAAAAAGAUGGUUUAGGUAUUGGUGAGGCAAGAUUACUGAAAGUUACCAUAUGAACUCUAAUUGCACAACAAUUUACAUAAAAUAUACUACAUUUUCACACUAUAUUCAACUCCAUUUUUCCAUUCAUUCAGUGGUAUUUAUUGAACGCUUGCAAAGCAGUAUACUAGGUACAUAGGAGCAUACAACAAACAUAUUCCUUGCCUUCAAGGAGUUUAUAAUCUAGUGGGGGAAGAUAAAAAUUAUUUACAAAUAAAGGGAGCAAGGGAAAGAACAAGGAUAGAACAGGUAGUAAUACAAAUGCUAGAAUGAAUGAAUUGAAUCAGUAGUUGAAAAUACAUGGAUAUAGAUGUUCAUAUGAACUGAGGGUGGAAUAAAGUAUAACAGUGUAAAAGGUCCUUAUUGGGUUGUUGUUUCCAAAGUCUUGUUAUAGCUUACUCUGACUGAAAGCAAAUUGAAAAUCUGCUGGUUCUCAGUACCUUGUGAAACUGAUAUUUUGCACUGGACAAUCACUAAUUUUUAAAAAAAAGUUUGGAGAUGGUCCUGCAUUUUUAUAACAGUAAUGAUGAUAAUUAUGGCAUUUAUUAAGUAGUACAUGCUAAGUGCUGCAGUAGAUACGAGGUUAUGAGAUGGGGCACAAUCGCUGUUCCAUGUCAGGCCUCUGUCUUAAUCUAGUUUUACAGAUGAGGAAACUGAGGCCCAGAGAGUUGGUGACUUGACCAAGGACUGGAUAUAAUCAAGUGGUUGAGCUGGGGUUAGAACCUGAAUGUCCUGAUAUCCAAUCCCAGGCUCUAAUUGUCUUCAAGACCUUAUGUUAUCUUUACAUCAGGAUGGGGGAAUGGACAAACACCAGGAGGAGGAAUUACUAAUCCCUCUGUCAGGAAAGCAAAAGUAAUAGUUGAACAUGCAGGAACAAACCAAUGCUUGGUUCAGUCAGAGCUAUCAAUUCUCCUGCAUCUUUGGGUUCCCCAGCUUCCUGGGGCCAUGUUCCUUACUUCCCACUUGAGACAAAGGGGUCUUAUUACACUCAUUAUUACUAUUUAUUGAACUUGAGCACCUGUGUGCAGAGCACUGAGCUAAGUGGUGAUGACGAUGAUGGU